AUGGCCGCCAACCUAAACAUUCCACAGCAGAUGGGGAUGCCACCACAGCAGCAGCGGAGGAAUGGCAUCCCCAGUCAGCUCACGGCUAUCGUGUACCAACAACUUGUGGCCAACACCCCCGUUGUCAGCGGGUGGCGAGCCGGGGUACAGUUUCCUGAGCGUAUGGGCAAGACUGUCAAUUUAAUCACAAACAUCAUACUCGCAAACCCCGGCAUCGAUUGGCAAAAGGCUGUGCAAGCGGGUCUCGAUUUCGAGCGAAAGGCCUUUCUUGACAUGCCGGACCGGAUUAUGUACGAUAAGCAAAUGAACACCAAAAUCAGCGAACAGUUUGUCAAACGACAGGUGAACGGACAAAAUCUGCGAAAUGACCUCAACAACCAUCAAAUUGCCCACGCCCAACAGCAAGCCCUUCAACAACAGGUAGCAGUUCAGCAGCAGCAGCAACAACAACAACAACAGAUGCUCAUGGCCGCCCAGAAUCCGAUGCUGCAGGCACAGCUGCGUGCCUUUGGACAGAAUCAAGGCUUCCAGCACAUGCAACAUCCUAUGCAGGGCACGCCCAUAUCUCAACCACAACAAAUGGGUGUACCAAUGGCUCCCAAUACCGGCGGCAUGCAGAUGGCACCCAAUCAGCAGCCUAUGCAAAUGAAUAUGAAUGCCAUGAGGCCCAAUGGCAACAUGCAGCAUAUCGACCUGUCGAAGUUGUCUGAUGCCGACCGCAUGAAAGUCAACGAAUUCGCCCAACGCCUAUACAUGAACACAGACGAAAACACUAAAAGGUCAAUGCUCGCAUCUGUACAGAGCCGCAUGAGUCCUCAGACCAUUCAUAGCCUACAGCGGCAGGGCAAAGACUUGGUCAUGCACAUGUUUCAGGUCCAGGCUCUGAACGUGCUGACAAACAAGGCACAGACCAUGCGUGCGCAAAUGCCUGGCCAGGACGUCAACCAAGCUCAGCAACGGAUGCAGCUUCAGCAGAAAGCAAUGGCAUCGGGUGUGAUGAAUCCCGGUAUGAUGAACGUCAGUGGUUCCGGACAGCCUGGUGGUCUUGGCGGUGGUCCGACAGGUCCAGCUGCGGGGCAGAGCGGUCAGUACCCAUUCUCCACCAACAUGGAGACCAUCAUGAACGAGCAGAAGGCUGGUAUGCUAGCUCAGGAAGCUGGUCAGGUGGUUGUUCCUGCCAGCAGCGGCCAGCCCGGCCGUAAUGCCACCCCUCAGCCUCAGGGCUCUGCGCCCGGCGGUGCAGGUGGAGGAAUGUCUGGCCAGAACCGACCCGGUGCACAGCAAGGCCAAAACCAAGGUCAGCAUGGAUCGCAAAUGCCGCAACAGUUCAACAUGCCGAUGGGCAUGGAUGCUGUCCAGGCAAAUGCACAAAACCAGCAACGAGGAGGCGUAGGGCCAAAGCAGAUGCAGGCCCAGCAAGGUGCUGGCUUGGGCCAUAGCCCUGGCAUGGGCACAAUGAGCACACCGAUGGCACGCCAACCUACAGGCCAAGGUGACAGCUCGGCGCAACAGCACCAGCAUCAGCAGCCACAGACACCCCAGCAACAGCAGCAACAACUGGCACAGGGCGGACCGUACAACGGACAGAUGGAUCCCCGAUUCGGUCAGCGCCCUUCUAUGUCUGUGCCUGCAAACCUCGGUCCUGCCUAUCAGAACAUGUUGAACAGUAUGACCCCGGAACAAAGAGACAAACUCAGCUCCUUUCCACCGGAUAAGUUGAACGAGCUGAUGGCCAGAUGGGUGCAAGGGCAACAGCAACAGCACAACCUUCGCACAGGGAAGCUUCCUACGGCGACAGGGCAAGCCCAGCUGCAGACGAGUCGCCAGGGUCAGAUGGGCACUGCACAGCCCAAUAACCAGGCGGGCGGCGCACCCGGCCAGUUUGGUGUUGGCCAGCAAAUGCCUGGCGUUCCGUCAAAUAUGGCUCUUCUGCAGCAGCAGCGACAAAUGAUGCGACCCCAAGCUAUAGACAAUAUGGAUCUCCCAACCCAGGUCACAAGUCGGUUCGCUCUUCCGCCAGAUGUCAAGAAGUGGUGCGACUUGAAGGCCUGGAUAGCCCAAAAUAACAUCCCGGAAGGCGCCAAGAAUCAGCUUCUCAAUCUGCAGAUGAUGCAAUUCAGGCAGAUCAUGGAUAAGAAAAACGCACUACAACAGGCGCAGCUAGCUCAACAGCGCACUAUACCUACCGGUAUGCCCGCCGGUGCUCCUGGAGCCCCCGCCAUGAAGGCCGGAGUUGCAAACGGUGCCACAGGGCCUCAAAGUGGUGGUCUGGACCAAUCAGGUGGCCCUUCCGGCGCUGUCGGUCCGAAUGCAAAGAAGCUCCAAAUGAACCGACAGGUCGUCAACAAUCGAAAGCGCCCGAGCUCUGACGAGGUGACAGACUCUGAACCGUCAAACGCACCGACUCAACGGUCUGUAGUAGCGGCUCCAAGUGUGCAGCAACAGCAACAACAGCUUCAGCAACAGCGCCUGAAAAAGGACGAAGUCUGGAAGAAGAUCUUAGAGACGGCAGAUCCAUUGGUGAAGGUGGGCAAACAGCUCGGCCGUUUCUACAUGGCAACACGGGACGAGGUCCGAACGCACAGAUUCUUUAGAACUCGGUACCGCAUCUCUCAACAGUUCAGCAACCCCGAGACUCUGUCAGGACGCAGACCUAAUUUUUCCAUCACGGUGGACGAGAUCGAAUCGCAUCGAAACCUGCUCAUAGAGAUGGGGAGAGAGGCUAUGAACCAUGUGCGAAAAGCCCAGGCUUCUCUGGAGGCCCUGAACCAACACAUCGGCCAAAAGAUGUCACAAAUGCCACAGUCCCAAUCGCAGAUGCCGGGUAUACCGCCGGCAGGACAGGCCGCAGAUGUCAGCAUUAUCGGUGCAUCAUCGACUCAGACGGUUCCAGCUCCUCUGAACCAAGCGAACCUUGAGGAGAACAACCGGGUGCUCAAUAAGAUGCAGAACCGGACAAACAGCAAGAGCGGAAUGCCUCCUGCUGCACCUACCACUGCUCAGCCUCCGUUCUCUCUCCAUGCGACUUCUCCGCAUGGACAGCCUGCUUACAUUGGCAAGCCAGCUGUGACCCAGGAGAACUUGCACCUACCUGCGUCGAAGAGACGGAAAACUGGUGGCCAGGCCACAGCAGCAUCUCCCGCGACAACGCACACGCCUGCUGCGACAACACCUUCGCAGAAGGUACCGUCUCCCGAUGCUCGAAGACAUGGAGCAGACGCGACCAAAGCACAGGCUCAGCCAUCGAUGACACCGCAACAUCCCUCAAAGCCUCUCUUGUACUGCACGGAGGCUGACUGUGACACAAAGACAACUGGGUUUGCCACAGAAGAAGCGCGGCGUGUGCACAUCGAAGAAGAGCAUACGAAACCCAAUGCCAAUCCUAUGAAGUUUGUCACAGAAGCCCUGACAGAUGCUUUCGGACUUGAUGCCGACGGCAAAGCUAAAGGCGCCAGUGCCUCUGCUGCUAAUGGUGCUGCAGCUGCUUCCACCACCAUGGCAGCGUUGGCACCCAGACAAGGCCCAGCUCCGGCGACACCAAUGUCCAGGGUUGCGUCUAUGAACCGUCAAGCGAGUGCAGCAAGCGGCGUCGGUAAAGGGGCCAGCGGGGGUCUCGCUGGGGGUAUGUCGGGAAAGACCGGGUCAAGGGGAGAUGCCUCUACUCUCAAGGUUUCAGAUGGACAGCUUUCCACGGGCGCAGAAGGCGAUGCCCAGUUACCUAUCCAGGUCGAGGACCCGUGGGAUCUGGCAAUGAUUGACCCACAUGAGCUUUCCAACGCUUUCAGUUUCACUGCUGAUACCGUGGCAAACGGUGCAAUCGCUGACUUCAGCAUUUACCUGAACUCACUCACACCGAACGACACCCCCGAAUCAAAGGCUGAUAGUGGCUGGUCGUCGGAGCCGACAAGUGAUAUUUCGGAGAGCAUUCAGGUCGACAAUGGGCUGGAUCUCUUCACCGCCGGCGAUGGGACAAUAAUGCCUUCUAUGCUGGACAGCAUGCCACGGUAUUCGAUGCAGCCGUCUGACGAGAACGAUGCAGCAGACUUUGCGCAGAUGUAUCUGGGCGAUGCGCCAGGCAUAUGUCCGCUCGAUACGGACAUGACCGAAAUGUUCAGCAAGUCCAGCAUCGAGCUGGAUCCAGACCUGUACCAGUUCAGAUGA
Molecule: messenger RNA, 4161 nt
Organism: Grosmannia clavigera kw1407
Lineage: Eukaryota; Fungi; Ascomycota; Sordariomycetes; Ophiostomatales; Ophiostomataceae
Exons: 6
Coding region: 1-4161 (1386 amino acids)
Source: RefSeq, a predicted model, not a curated record